This is a messenger RNA of Trichophyton benhamiae CBS 112371, 807 nucleotides long. Its product is annotated as haloalkanoic acid dehalogenase, putative. The coding region runs from base 1 to 807 and encodes 268 amino acids. The transcript has a single exon. The record is from RefSeq and is a predicted model, not a curated record. Lineage: Eukaryota; Fungi; Ascomycota; Eurotiomycetes; Onygenales; Arthrodermataceae.
AUGGAUUGUAAACGUCCCCUAAGCACGUUCCGUCUCCUUUCAUUUGAUAUAUUUGGCACCCUGAUCGACUGGGAGAGUGGAAUCCAUGAGGCCCUCAAGCCCCUAGUCCAACGAUUAGAUCACUCUAAUCCCCUGAAAACCGACAGGAAGAAGCUUGGAGACUUGUACGGUAAACAUGAGCGGGCUAUACAAGUGGAUAAUCCUGGGUUAGCUUACAACCUGGUCGUCAAGGAGGCUUACGAGCGUCUAGCAAGGGAGACACAAUCUCUCCCGGCAACAGAGCAUCUUCUAGACAAAGAGUCAACGGCAGUCGGCAAUAGUGUCGGCCGCUGGCCCCCCUUCCCUGACACCGUGGCCGCCAUGCGCCGGCUAAAGAAGAAAGGGUACAAGCUUGUCCCGCUGUCAAACGUGGACCGCGAGUCCUUCUCCAAUACGCUGGCCGGGCCGAUGGCAGGGCUGCGAGAUGGACUGGCACCAGAGGAGCCCUUCUUCGACGCCAUAUAUACGGCACAGGACAUUGGAUCGUACAAGCCGAACCUGCGCAACUUCGAAUAUCUGGUUUCACACGUCAAGUCCGAGUUUGGUGUCGAGCCAGCAGACAUCCUUCACGUAGCGCAAAGCCUGCACCAUGAUCAUGAGCCUGCGAAGAAGAUGGGCCUCAGUAGCGUCUGGAUCGCGAGAGGGAGCGGAUCGAGCAGCAUGGGAACCGAUGUCUGCGAGUAUCUCGAUGGAGGAAAAGUAGCCUUUGGAUGGCAAUUUGACGACCUGGCUGGACUGGCGGACGCGGUUGAGGCUUCACUACCGUAG